Molecule: messenger RNA, 852 nt
Organism: Coccidioides posadasii C735 delta SOWgp
Lineage: Eukaryota; Fungi; Ascomycota; Eurotiomycetes; Onygenales; Onygenaceae
Biological process (GO): protein phosphorylation
Molecular function (GO): ATP binding; protein kinase activity
Source: RefSeq, a predicted model, not a curated record
AUGGCCUACAUCUACCCGGAUGGCUCAAGCUACCGCUAUGAACAUCAUCUCGGCUGUGGUUCCGAGGCCUUCGUGUACCAGCGCGGCACGCACGCGCUCAAGGCGCCCAAGAUCCUGAAUCUCACACUCCUCGACGAGAAGGAACGCAGACGUGCUGAAUACUACAACAAAGGCAAUCGGGAGGCGCUUGAGCGAGAGAAAGAGGUGUACAAGCGAGUCGGGCGCGAGUGCGAUGGAGUCGCAGAGUGCGUGGAUAUCCUCGACGAGGGAAUCCUCCUUGUUUGCUACAAGAAGGGCGAUCUCGAGCGAUAUAUCACGGAAGAGAAAGAGGUCGACGAAUCCAUCAAGACAACGUGGAUCUUGUCUGCAAUCAGCACUAUCCACCAUCUCCACCAUGUCAGCAAAGUGCUGGUAUACGAUAUUGCCCUUCGGAAUUUUCUGCUCACGGACGAUUUGUCGACGCUCAAGAUGAUAGAUUUCGGACAGGCCAGUGUUUUCCCACCGGACACGGAUAUCACGACAGCCAACGAUGAUGGCACGACUGUGCAGGUUGACAUCUUCCACCUGGGAUGCAUAAUAUACUCCAUCAUGUUGUGGCAGUCGUACCACAACGACCUUGCUCACCAUGACUGGGUGCCCCCCCCAAUCGAGGACUUGCCUAAGUUAGAUGGUCUUGGGCCUUGGGGCGAAAUUAUUAAAAAAUGCUGGUGUUGCCAGUAUCGAUCUUCCAAGGAGCUCCAUGAUGAGGUCCUCGCACUUUUUCAACCAUCGACACCUAAUAGUUUGUUUGCAAGAGGUUGGAUGUCAUUGAUCCUCGACCUUUUUUCAAGAAUGUUUUGGAGUUCCGGGUGA